CUCUCACCGCACACUCAUGUCGCUACUCGGUCUUCCGUCUGAGCUCUGCAUAGACAUAUUAUCGUAUGCGCUCUAUGAACACCCAAAUCCUUCGGAUGUUCUCUGUAUCACGCCAGUGUUCUUCACACUUGGCACGCGAAUACUGCACACCAAUCUCCGCUUCCGCGCUGUGCGCCAGCUCGCGCUCUUCGGCGCCGCACAGGAAGUCAGCGGCACUUACAAGUUAGCAUGCGCCCCCAGGACACUCAGUGUAAUCUUGCCUGGAGGGACUGCUAGCUCUGACGUGUUCUUGUGUCUUGCGGGUGCACUGCGCCGCUGCCGUGCGGCUUUGGACAAUCGCAAUGAGGGAAAGAGCUCGGGAGAUAGGGUCCCGCUAGACACGCUUCAGUUGUGCCUACAUUCGCACAUGCGCACCAACGUUCAGCACAUAUAUGACGCUUUGGUCCUUGCAGACCCGCGAACGUUCAUUUGGAUGGGUCCGGACCCGCCGCACCACUUCUCUACUGCAAUUGUACCGGCAGCGACACACCAGCUGUUGCUCGCGAUCAGCACCUGGCCUAACAUCGCCCAUCUCAAACUUGCGAACCUCUCCUUCCCCUCAGAUCCCCUUAGCACUGGCUCGCGCACUCUCGGUCCACCACUGGCAUCCACCACUCCUCUUCUUCCCGCCCUUCCUACUCUGCGAUCACUGACCCUUGGCCAAGCAACGCUGCUCCCACCGGGCGCGAUUGCUGCCAUGCUCUGCCCAUAUAUCCCCGGGCAAGAAGGCAUGGAUGCUCUCGAAGAGGUCCGUCUUAUCGACGCGUACAGUGAGAGUAUCUGGGGCCCGCGGAUACGAAGGAGCGACAUCGAGCGUGCUAUCGUGGGACUCGAUGCAACUGUACGCGCGGAGAAGGAGGGGCUCUCACGGGUGAAGAGGAUUGUCAGGUGCGAGGCACUGACCGAGAGACUCAUGGGCGGGGACCGAGUCGAGGAUUCCACGCUCUUAGAUUGACGGGCGCGAUGCAGAGACAGCUUUGGUUCGUCUGCAGAACGUGUUAUGUUUCGCUUGUAGACGUAGGUGGGGUUUCGCUGGCUUGAUCGACCAACCUUACUUCCUUCCACGACAACUGUCAUGUAGCACUUGCCCUAAUGGCCUUCACACGA
Molecule: messenger RNA, 1146 nt
Organism: Fomitopsis serialis
Lineage: Eukaryota; Fungi; Basidiomycota; Agaricomycetes; Polyporales; Fomitopsidaceae
Exons: 4
Coding region: 17-994 (325 amino acids)
Source: RefSeq, a predicted model, not a curated record